AUGACUACUCCCGUAUUUUCGCCUGAAGUACUUCCAUACCCGAUUACCAUUGACCAACUUAUAGCGCCCAUCGGCAGUCACGUCGAGAAGGGACAGCGGUUGUUCGCGUUUAAGUUUUGGUAUAUGGUAGAGAUAGCCUCUUCUCCCGAUGAGAACGAAGGCGGUCAUAGGAAGAAGACUGUACGGGAAUCGAUCGAAUUUUUCGAGGCUCCAUUUGAAGGUGAUUUGAUGAGUUGGAAUGUUGAUGUGGGAGAUGAGGUGGUAGCACCUAACCAAGCGAUUUGCGAGAUUUCAAGGCCGUGUAAUCACGAUAUUGUGUAUGGUGGUCUUUGUACUUUGUGCGGAAAGGAAGUCGAUGAAAGCGAACAGUUCAAUGGAAAUUUGGCAAUCUCGCAUACCGAUGUAAAUUUGAAAGUAAGCCGUAAGGAAGCUACUGAUAUUGAAAAUAAUUUGAAGACAAGGUUGCGCGAGAGUAAAAAGUUGGUUCUGGUGGUUGACCUUGAUCAGACUGUGAUACACUGUGGGGUGGACCCUACCAUCGGUGAAUGGAAACGUGAUUCUUCUAAUCCCAAUUAUGAAGCAUUGAAAGACGUACAGUCAUUUGCAUUAGAUGAAGAACCAAUACUACCCCUGUUGUAUAUGGGCCCAAAGCCUCCGGUACGGAAAUGCUGGUACUAUGUGAAAGUAAGGCCAGGGCUGAAAGAGUUUUUCGAUAAAGUUGCUCCUCUGUUUGAAAUGCAUAUCUACACAAUGGCUACGAGGGCGUAUGCCCUUGAGAUAGCAAAAAUUAUUGACCCAGAUGGAUCACUGUUUGGAGAUCGUAUUCUUUCUCGUGACGAAAACGGCUCUAUCACGCAAAAAUCGUUGGAGCGCCUGUUUCCCACAGAUCAAUCCAUGGUGGUUGUUAUCGAUGAUAGAGGAGAUGUUUGGAAUUGGUGCCCUAACUUAAUUAAAGUGGUGCCUUACAACUUUUUUGUUGGUGUCGGGGACAUCAAUUCGAAUUUUCUGCCAAGGCAGCAAAACACGAUGUUACAACUGGGAAGAGGUGCACGGAAAAAGACUCAGGAAUCUGAUGAACUUAUAACUGAUAUUAUGGAUACGGAAAAAAAACUACAGGAAAAGAUCGAUGAAGAGGUAAAACGCCAGGAGGAAAAGUUAAACCACCAGAUGGCUUCAGGUGAAGAAGUCCCUGCUCCCGAGUCUAAGGAUCAGCUGGCGAAAAAAUUGGAAUACUCGGCUUCCUUAGAAGUGCAGCAACAAAACAGGCCCCUAGCAACUUUACAAAAACAUAUGCAUAAUCAAAGACUCUUGGUUGAUGACGAUGAUGAACUAAAUUAUCUGCGAGAAAUUUUGGCAAAGGUUCAUGAUGAAUACUACAAGACGCUCGGGCAGGAUUCUGAAAAAAAGGCUGACAUAAAGACUUUGCUGCCUCUAAUGAAGAGUAAGGUUUUUGAGGAUUGUCAUUUUGUAUUCUCAGGGCUCAUACCUCUCGGUACCAAUAUAAAUAGAGCCGAUAUUGUACUUUGGACCAACAUGUUCGGCGCCCAAAGCUCUCCAGAAAUUGAUGAUUCAACAACUCACGUCAUUACCAGAACACCUGGAACAUAUAAGGCCCGUAUUGCGAAGGCAUUCAACGAAAAUAUCAAGGUUGUGCAUCCUGAUUGGGUUUUUGAGUGUCUUGUCUCAUGGAAGCAUGUUGACGAAAAGCCAUACGAGCUUAUCGUCGAGCAGACAGCUACCGAUGAAGAGCUGGGAGACUACAAACAAAAACUUGCGAGAAGAAGUUCGGCAUUAGCUGAGCAGGAAAUGGAAUUGGCUAUGGAGUCUGCAAAGAAUGGGACCAUCAAUCUGUUCGCAGGUGGAACUUCGUGGCUUAACGACGACGAUGAUGACGAGAUGCCGGAUGGAUUAGAUGAUAGUGAUGAUGAGGAUGAUGAUGACGAGCAGGAAGAAGAGAAAACAGAGGAUCAAAACCAGGUGGUUGACGGGCACACUUCGCAACCAAAGCGAUCGCUUGAGAACGACCAUGACUCUCUCGGUGACUCCAGCCCGUACAAGAAGUCUCAUGUGGAUGAAUUGAAGCAAGACAAUGACAGUGACUCAGAAAUCGAGGAGGAAUUGCUCAACGCUCUUGAUGAGUGA
Molecule: messenger RNA, 2142 nt
Organism: Torulaspora delbrueckii
Lineage: Eukaryota; Fungi; Ascomycota; Saccharomycetes; Saccharomycetales; Saccharomycetaceae
Gene: FCP1
Product: protein serine/threonine phosphatase
Exons: 1
Coding region: 1-2142 (713 amino acids)
Cellular component (GO): nucleus
Molecular function (GO): RNA polymerase II CTD heptapeptide repeat phosphatase activity
Source: RefSeq, a predicted model, not a curated record